AUGAUCAACCUGCGAGAUCCGAAAAACUUGAUCAGUCGAUCGAGCAAUCAUCCAAUUCAAUCGGCUAAAGAUGUGUGCAGUUAUCAAAAUUAUUUAGUGGGCAUCCAUGGCGAAAGCUUGAAGGAAACGACAGCGGCGUCGGAAACGUUCGCAACCUACACUGAAUAUCACCCGUUCAUCAUCCCGUUGCUGAAUUUUAUCUUCUUUCUGCUGCAAGCUAUCGAGGCCAACCAGCGCAAGCUGGUGGUAUUCAAAACCUUGUGCGAGCUGUACAAACCUUCGAUAGAGCGAGAUCCGUCCUAUGAAAAGUAUCUGCAAAUGAUCGGUAUGAUUUUUCCUCAUCUAUGCUUGAUCGGUAUGAUGUUCUUUGGAAAAAGCCAGUCGCAAAGACCGCAACACGAGGGCAUCCCAGGAAUUUUCGGUGAUCUACUAAAUCAAGGGCUGGAUGAUGACUUGGACGAUGAAUCGGCCAGUGGUAGCCAUCCCCACAACCAGUCCAGAACGACGGCAGGGUAA
Molecule: messenger RNA, 516 nt
Organism: Wyeomyia smithii (pitcher-plant mosquito)
Lineage: Eukaryota; Metazoa; Arthropoda; Insecta; Diptera; Culicidae
Product: Golgi to ER traffic protein 4 homolog
Exons: 2
Coding region: 1-516 (171 amino acids)
Biological process (GO): protein insertion into ER membrane
Cellular component (GO): BAT3 complex; cytosol
Molecular function (GO): protein binding
Source: RefSeq, a predicted model, not a curated record